AUGGCAUCCGCCACAGACGCUCGCUAUGGGCAGAAGGAAUCUUCGGACCAGAACUUCGACUACAUGUUCAAAAUCCUCAUCAUCGGAAACAGCAGCGUGGGCAAGACAUCUUUCCUCUUCCGCUACGCAGACGACUCCUUCACGCCUGCCUUUGUCAGCACUGUAGGCAUCGACUUCAAGGUCAAGACCAUCUACCGAAACGAUAAGAGGAUCAAGCUGCAGAUCUGGGACACAGCGGGGCAAGAGCGGUACCGGACCAUCACGACAGCCUACUACCGGGGCGCCAUGGGCUUCAUCCUCAUGUACGACAUCACCAAUGAGGAGUCCUUCAAUGCGGUGCAGGACUGGUCAACCCAGAUCAAGACCUACUCAUGGGACAAUGCCCAGGUGCUGCUGGUAGGGAACAAGUGUGACAUGGAGGAUGAGCGGGUUGUGUCGUCGGAACGUGGUCGACAACUGGCAGACCACCUGGGGUUCGAGUUCUUUGAGGCAAGCGCCAAGGACAACAUUAAUGUCAAACAGACCUUUGAGCGCCUUGUGGAUGUCAUCUGCGAGAAGAUGUCUGAGUCAUUGGACACGGCCGAUCCUGCAGUCACGGGCGCCAAGCAGGGCCCACAGCUCACGGAUCAGCAGGCGCCUCCUCAUCAGGACUGCGCCUGCUGA
Rangifer tarandus platyrhynchus (Svalbard reindeer) is the source of this 663-nucleotide messenger RNA. Lineage: Eukaryota; Metazoa; Chordata; Mammalia; Artiodactyla; Cervidae. The record is from the annotation of a GenBank genome assembly.